CAGCAUCAUUUUGUUAUGGUGGUACGUCAUCGACAUACGUCACCGACGUGCCAGGGGACGUUUCAUACGUCACUACUGUGGAGAACAAAUCACGUGCGUUAUGCAAAUGAGCCAGCUGUCCGCGAGGAAGAAUCUGCUCGGCAGCGGCGGCUCUGCGGGCUGAAGAUGGCGGACGACGAGAACAGUCUCGGGACUGGCCUGGCGGGCGCGCUCGAAAUGGACGGCCCUGCCGCGAAACGGUCGAAAAUCACACCGGGGUCAAACUACGGUGUCAAAGUCGGCGAAGGGGGUCAUUUUUUGUGCGUCUCCGCGAAUGCGGAGAGCUGGGAGGUGGCGGUGGAUUGUGCGCCGCCACUGGAGAAGGAAGCGAAGCCGGUGAUGGCGGUAGAGCAGGCCCCAGCAGCGCUAGGCGGAGACAACAAUGGACUGGGACCGCUGCUCUCUGCGCCGCACAAGCCACUCGUGAAACUGGACGACAACGCUGUGCUCGGGACAAAUGAAGAGGCUACUGACUUCGAUGUUCAUGAAAAUGAUUAUCUCGCCUCCAACGGUCUGGCUGUCACACCAGAACACAUCAACGAGGACGAUGACAGAUCCUCACAUGCAAGCUCCAGCGACUGGACUCCUCAACCACGAAUAGGUUCAUACAGCUUCAUCCAGCAGCACAUCAGAGAGACUGAUCCAAGGACCAUCUUGAGAGACUUGCUGCCUGAGACCGUGCUCCCACCAGAUUUAGAUGAUAUGACUUUGUGGCAAAUCAUCAUCAACAUCUCAGAGCCUCCAAAAAGAAAAAAACGGAAGGACAUUAACACGUUGGAAGAUGUGGUCAGGCUCCUCCAUGAGAGUAAAAGGAUCCUUGUACUUACUGGUGCUGGGGUGUCAGUCUCAUGUGGAAUACCAGACUUUCGCUCCAGAGAUGGAAUUUAUGCACGGCUUGCUGUAGAUUUUCCUGAUCUUCCAGACCCCCAAUCUAUGUUCGACAUUGAAUAUUUCAGACGGGACCCAAGACCCUUUUUCAAGUUUGCUAAGGAGAUUUACCCUGGUCAGUUCCAGCCCUCACCCUGUCAUAAAUUCAUAUCUAUGCUGGAUAAGCAAGGGAAGCUUCUACGCAAUUACACGCAAAACAUUGAUACAUUAGAACAAGUGGCUGGAGUUCAACGGAUUAUCCAGUGUCAUGGGUCGUUUGCCACUGCAUCCUGUCUCGUCUGUAAAAACAAAGUGGACUGUGAGGCUAUUCGAGAAGAUGUCUUCAACCAGGUUGUCCCUCAUUGUCCACGGUGUCCAGAUAUUCCCCUGGCAAUCAUGAAACCCGACAUUGUCUUCUUUGGAGAGAAUCUUCCAGAAAUGUUCCACAGAGCCAUGAAGCAGGAUAAAGAUGAAGUAGACCUCUUGAUUGUCAUUGGCUCUUCUCUUAAAGUGCGACCAGUUGCCCUCAUCCCAAACUCCAUUCCUCAUGAAGUGCCUCAGGUCUUGAUCAAUAGGGAGCAGCUGCCACACCUCAACUUUGAUGUGGAGUUACUUGGGGACUGUGAUGUCAUUAUCAACGAGCUCUGUCAUCGUUUGAGUGGAGACUUUGAGCAGCUCUGCUACAACACUGUAAGACUCAUUGAGAUCACGGAGAAACCUCCUAGGUUACCUGAACUUCCACCAAGUGAGGCCUUGUCUGCUUCAAGCGAUGCAGCUCAGGAGGAGCAGAAGCAGUACAGAUCAGACUCAAUAAUUAAGACUUCAGAGGAGACAGAAAUUCCAAAUGUCCCAGAGACCGCUGGUAAUAAUGUUACACCUCCAGAGCCUUGUCCAAAUGCUCGAUGUCCCAGUGAUGAGACGCCUGAGCCUUCAGCAUUACCAGCAGAAGAUGUGCCAAAAGACGAUACCGUUGAUGUAAAGAACCAAACUUCCAGCGUUGAGUUCCGUAGACGAUGUUGGAUUAGUCGAAUCAACACGAGUCCAAUCAGCAAACGCCUUGGGGCAAGCCAGUACCUGUUCCAAGCACCAAAUCACUAUAUCUUCCAUGGGGCCGAGGUUUACUCUGACUCUGAAGAUGAGACGUCAAGUUCAUGUGGCAGUGACAGCGAGGAGUCUGAAUGCAGUUCAGACGGGGUGGAAGACGACAGUGAGCCCGAGGAAGACGACGUGCUCGCAGGGAAUGUAGAGACUUGCCUCGGAGACACAACUCAACACACUGUAGCCAGUGAGACCACGUCAAGUGCGCACACAGACAAUACUUCUGAAACGACUCAAAGCACCACACACCUUUAAAUCUUAAGUACAUAGUCAACAAAGCACUAAUUGUCUUUAUAUAUGUUUCAAAUAUUUUUGACUUUUACAUCUACUAUUAUUUUUCAUAAAAUCUGUGACGACUGUGUGAAUAUGCAUUAAGAUUUAUCUCCUCGUUUUCUGUGCCUGUUUGGUCACAUGCAUUGUGUCUGAAACUUCAUACUGUGUAUUAUGUACUAAAUAGAAUGUUGUAGUUGUUUUUUUUUUUUCUUCAGGACAUUCUUUUAUUUGAUUUUGCUGUCAAACGUUCCGAAAUUUAGCUGAUGCUCGCAUUUACUGUGGCAUACAAACUAAUGCAGCUCCAGAUCAAGCUUUAAUUUCUAAAUUGCUAUCAUUUGUCGGUCUCAGUCCAUAGGCUGAUGUUAACUAUGUUUUAUGCGUUGUAGAGUUGGUUAAUGUUAUUAUUUGGGAGACAUGUAAGCCUACUGCCUGCUAAAUAGUGGUAACUAUGGGUUUCAGACACAUACAGAAAUCUUCAGACGGUUUAUUUUAAGGCAUAGUCUACUUGCAAUAUAAGACAUUCGGCUCGGCUGUUUCAUGAAGGCAAAUGCCGGUCAUAUGGAACAGUACUUUAAUUUUAGACCAAAGAACACUUCAUCACCGCGCUCCUUUGUCAUUCGAAGCUUUGUGUGUUUGACCAGUUGUUUAAAACUUGGGGGAGAAUAUAUGUAACUAUUGACAAGGUGUUCCUUCAGACAUGUGGCAGCUACUUUUUAUGGUCAAGCCUCCUAUUUUUAUACUUUGGUGUGAGACAUACUCAUCGAGGAGUAGAUGAUUUUUGUCUGUACAAAGUUAUACUAAGUUCUACUGUUAAGCCUUAGGAGUAUAUUCAAUGAGUUCACAUUGAAGUGUGGCACUUUUUUUUCUCCUUUUAAAACCGGUUAUGUUGCCUGUGUUAUUUUUCUUAUAAAGUUUAAACCAUUUUCCUUAAUCAUGCAGAUGAGUCUGUUGCCUGUAAAGAUUAUGUGUUGGUAGAAGGAAAGACACAUUUGAGCCGAUGUGUUGGAUAAACCUCUACACCAACAAAAUUUACAUGCCAUUUAAAAGGUUAUGUUUUGUUUAAGGUUCGAGGAAAUAAGACAUUUUUACAUUGUUGAAGUUGUUAUUUCUUCUGCGGUUCUCAGUAAAAGCAAGAACGAAAAUGA
Molecule: messenger RNA, 3422 nt
Organism: Solea solea (common sole)
Lineage: Eukaryota; Metazoa; Chordata; Actinopteri; Pleuronectiformes; Soleidae
Gene: sirt1
Product: sirtuin 1
Exons: 9
Coding region: 16-2259 (747 amino acids)
Molecular function (GO): NAD+ binding
Source: RefSeq, a predicted model, not a curated record